Messenger RNA from Schistocerca americana (American grasshopper), 2805 nucleotides. Its product is annotated as probable tRNA (uracil-O(2)-)-methyltransferase. The transcript is spliced from 6 exons. The record is from RefSeq and is a predicted model, not a curated record. Lineage: Eukaryota; Metazoa; Arthropoda; Insecta; Orthoptera; Acrididae. Gene Ontology annotation, molecular function: tRNA (uridine) methyltransferase activity. The coding region runs from base 466 to 2376 and encodes 636 amino acids. Gene Ontology annotation, biological process: tRNA methylation.
UUUGCGUGUGUCGUCUGCUUGCUGUUUACAGUAAUUGCGUGUUGCGGAAAAUAAUAUUUACAUCAACAGAAUUAAUUAUGGUAUUUGUUUCUGGCGUCUUAAAUAAAUUGGAAAUAAACUCUGCUCGUCAACUGUAUAAAUAUCUGAUACGGGAAUGCAAUAAACUGCCGAAAGACGCAUCACAAUUUUACAAGCAUUCCAUUAAGCAGAGCUAUAAACAACAUGUGUAUGAAACAGACCCAGAAAGAAUCCAACAAAUAAUAAGUCGGGCAUUAGAAGAUGCACAAUGGGUUAUGAAGAAGUACACUGGAGGAGGAAAGCAUUAACGCUAAUGUAUGUUGCUUGAUUACUGACAGUGAGGUAGUACAGAAUCAAUGACAUAAGUAUAUCAGUAUUGCUUUUUGUAUUAAAACAAGCUAGAUAGAUUUACAAAGACUGCUGUUGGUGCUGUUUGUAAAGAAAAGAAUGAAGAUGGAGACAUCAUCUGCCAAUAACCUUACGCAAGAAAUUGAAGACAAUUCAGAAGAGAAUAGUCAGAAGUGGACAGUCAUAGAGACUGCAGAGCUUGAGAGUGUUGAUCAGUUCUGGUCUUCCAUUGAAAUUUUGAACAAAAACUUACAUAUUGUGCUGCCCCGUGUUUGUGGUUCAGUUCUUGCAUUUUCUGGCAAGUUACUAAGUCCCUUAAAUAAAAAAGCUAUUAAUUUCAAAAGUUUUGCAUCAUUUAAUCUUGGAGAAAAUGGAGAUGCUGUUGAUAUUCUGGAACAGCUGAAGGUCUGUGGAAUGGAUAUUGAAAUGAUAGAAGAUACUGAAAUUUAUGUCGCAGAAGUUUGUUAUGUUACAGUGCAGAAGUUAAUUCUUAAUCUUCAAGGUGUUUCUACAAAUCUUUGGGUAUUAGCUGUUAUAGAUCAUAAAGAUAAUGAAGCCAUGUAUGUGCUUCUUGAAAGCCCAACUCAAGAGACCACUACUGCAAAAUUAAAAGUGCAGUCUGUUUUCCCAUUCAAAAUUUGCUAUAAAGAUUGCUGUAUAAGACUGAUGAAAGUGGAAAAUGAUAAAGAAUGUGAUAGCUAUUGGCUUAAGAACACACUGCUCACAAAACUGUUAAAGUGGGCCCAUUCAUUGCCACCUUCAAAGACACAAGUUAAAUCUCUUUCAUUGAUUGGAAUUGAAGAGUAUGUUAAGCUUUAUCACACUCUCAAGGAGAAAUAUGGAUCUCAUAUGGUUAAGAUUUGGCCAGAAAGAACAGAUCCACAGAAAUUUGUUUAUGAAGAUGUGGCUAUAGCAACUUAUUUAUUGCUGUUGUGGCAAAAACAACGGGAGGAAGCUGGGAGACCACAAUGGAUGCAGAGUUUUGUAGAUCUUGGCUGUGGAAAUGGAUUGCUUGUGUAUAUAUUAAGUAGUGAAGGCCAUGUGGGUAAAGGCCUAGACAUUAGAAAAAGAUCCAUAUGGGAUAUUUAUCCUGAGUCCACACAGCUCCAGGUUGACACUAUCACACCUUCAGAUAACUUCUUGUUUCCUGACACUGACUGGAUUAUUGGCAAUCAUUCUGAUGAACUAACACCCUGGAUUCCUGUAAUAGCUGCCAGAAGUUCUUACAAAUGCUGCUUCUUUUUACUACCAUGUUGUUUUUAUGACUUCACUGGCAACAAAUACCAGAGACAGAACACUGAACUUAGCCAGUAUGCAGAUUACUUGGAAUAUUUAAAAUAUAUUUGUGAAGUUUGUGGUUUUAAAAUUCAGAUAGAUCGGCUGAAAAUACCAUCCACGAAAAGGAUUUGCCUUAUUGGGGCCAAACGAACUCACAUUGAAACAGAAAGUGACAUGAUUCACACAAAUAUUCUUCAGCUUCUAGAAAGUAAAAAUGAUAAAGGAAAAAAUGUAGGUGAAAAUGGUAGUUCUGAGUGGAUGUCAGGAUUUAAAGCACGUGAAUCUGUUGAGAGAGUUCGUAACUGUACUCAGCUAGACAGCGGACUGAGAGUCCAAAUUGUCAAUAUGGUAACACAGCAUCUGCUUGCCAAACGCCGCUUACUUAAGGUCAUGACAGAUAAUGGUGAAGAAAAGAUGUGGAAUGCUGGUGGUGUUAUGAGCAUUGGUGAAAUAGCUGCAGCUAUACCCACCAGUCUAUUGCAACAAUUGAAGAAUGAAUGUGGAGGACUGCAAACAUUACUAAAAAACAGUCAUAAUAUAUUCUUUGUGCACAAUGGAAAUGUACAAUUUAGAACACCAGAAAAUGUGCACAACAAAACUGCAAAAAAUAAACACAGAAAAAGAAAAAAGGAAUCUUCUGUGUUAAAGCAUAAAAUUAAGCCAUGUUGGUUUCAUGAGAACCAUCCUGAUGGAUGCUUCCUCCCAGAUGAAAUAUGUACUUUUAAACACUAAUUGUGUUUCCAUAAUAACACGGACUUUAAAUUCAUACUGAAUAAUGAAGUAUGGUAAGUGAAUUCAGGAUCUGCAUUUUUGGUAAUAAAUGGGAGGCAAAGCUCUAUGAAUCUAAAUGAAGAGAAAAGAUAUGUGUAAAGACUGUAAUAGAAGAGUUUUGAAGUAAUUCUGUAGAGAAUAUGCAUUAGGGUGACAAAGUUUAACUUCACUGAAAAUUUAAAUCCUGAGAAAACUGCUAAAGGGGACUCCAUGUGAUCAUAAAUAAUUAUUUUGCAGGGCAGAUUACUAGAAGUCAUUUCACUCCAAAACAAAUGUGUUAAUUCCAGAAGUCACUUGAAAAUACAUGUUCUAUAAUUAUAGCAUGUAUUAUGCAAAUCUGAAUGUAGCAAAAACAUAUCUGUUCACAUACUAUCUGUCAUUUUGCUUCAU